Molecule: messenger RNA, 3063 nt
Organism: Physella acuta
Lineage: Eukaryota; Metazoa; Mollusca; Gastropoda; Physidae
Source: RefSeq, a predicted model, not a curated record
UAUCCACCAUUUUGGAUUCACCAUAGAGAUCCUAAACGCUCGUUUUUCUCUUAGUAUAUAUAGAUCUAUAUCUAAGCGUUUCGCAAUCACUAAUUAUUUACUAAUUACAGCUUAAAAGUGAAUUCUAGUAUAUAGACCCAUUCACAGUUAUGCCUCCUAAAAGAAAACAGGAAAGAAUUGAAGACGAAGAGGGGAUACCAGUGAAGAUAUACUGUUAUGCUUCUGGGGGACGUGCAACAAGAUGGUACAAUCCGGCAGAAAAAAAACCAGGCACAUCAAAGUCUAGAAAAACCGGAAACUUUACUACUAAUGAUAAUUUAGAAAUGAUACAAAGUGAUGCUGAAGAUGAAGAAGAUGAACAAAAAGAAUCUGCUUACACUAUUAACAAAAACAAAAGAUUAGCAGUUUGGCAAGAUCUACGGGCUAAAUUUAUUGCUGUUGGAUUAGCAAAACUGGAACGCAGUUUUAAAAACUGCACAUUUUGCUCAUGUCCAAUAGAUACAGGUGCACAUUAUCGAUGUGAUGACUGUGCACCUUUUGCCAUGGAAAUGUGUGGAUCUUGCCUGCUACAACAACAUGCCUACCCACACCUUCACAUGUUCAGCAUUUGGCAGGAUGGAACAUUCAUGCCAUGCAGCCAGAAUAUUUAUGAGCACCAGAUUUGGCAAAUACCACAUGACUGUAAGGGUGAAAAAACAACUAGCCAACUAAUCAUUGUUGAUCAAAAAGGCAGAGAACACAUCAGAAAGAUUAUGUUUUGUAGCUGUGAGGAGCAACCUGUAACACUACUGAAAUUGGGUCUCUGGGCAGGCUCUCCAAUGAUACCAAAAGUGGCAUAUCAUGUUGAACUGUUCGUUCAAAUGAGAAGUCUUCUUUUAGAAGGCCAUGUGCCCAUUAAAACAUUUUGCAGCUCUCUGGAAUUUAAUAGUCCUCCAGAAGCUAGACGCAUUUCUCAGUUUAAAAAUAUAUACUCUUCAUGCUUUUUAGAAGCAUUUGAAGAAUUUAAACAUUACAUGUAUGGGGUGGAACACCCUGUUGAAUUUGUUGAUGGUCUUGAUGAUGGCACUCAGUGUCCUGCUUGCUUUAAUGCUUCAACCAAAAUCAUCUGCCUGGAUGCAGAUUUUCAACUUGUGCGGAAAGCAUCAGCAGGGAGACAAUGGGAAACGCCAACAAGACAGGUUUUUUUCCAUCAACAAGAUGCUGUUGAAACAUUUGUUUCAACUUAUAAGGAAGAAAGUGUUGCAAAUGAUCAGUGUUCGGAUUUCCAAGCCGGAAACAAUCUACGAUCAAAAUCCAAAAACGUAAAACUUUCGGACAAAGGUAUAUUUGGGUCAGUCUGUCGACAUGAAAUUCCCAAUAAAUUUGCCAGUUUAAAACAUGGAGAAAGACUUGCUUAUCCAGUGUACUUUCUAGAAAAACUUGUAGAUAAUUUUCAAGGAAGCAAGCUCAUCAUAUCAUAUGACAUCGCUUGUAAGCUAAAUAAACAUUUGCAGAAAAAUAACCCAGCCUUACUAAAAAAAUGUCAGAUGAUGGUGCCAAUCUUCCAUUGCUAUGGUCAUCAAAGACAAUGUCAGAUAUUAUAUCAUCCAAGGAGAAUUGAGGGAGUUGGAUUGACAGAUGGAGAAGGGAUAGAAAGGCUUUGGUCUUAUUUAGGCAAGUUUUCAAAAAUUUGUAAAGAAAUGAAGCCUGAAACUAGACAAGAUAUGCUGUCAGAUGGACUUCUACAUUUUAGUGAGAGAAAAAAGAAGAAUAUAGGCCACUCUUUAGUUGCACGGCUCGGAAGAGCAACUAUAGUCAAAGAAACUGCCAUCAAAUCUUUGGCAGAGUUACAACAGCUUCACCCAGACAUAAACCAAGAAAUUAUAUCAAAAUGGACUAAAGAAGAAGUUGAAUCUGUUCAAAAGGAUAUAAGCAUGAAAAAAUCUGCAAAGAAGGAUUCAUUUCUGCUAAUACAGAACUUUGCUAUUGAGCGUCAUUUUUUGAAGGAGCAGAUCAGGAAAUAUGCAAGAGGCCAAUCAAUUGCUAAGAGAAUUAGCAGACAACUUUCCACAAACGCUAAGAAACUGCAAAAAGCUAUAGAUGAUCACAACAAAUCAGAACUAAUCCCAGUUACUUUUAAUCAAGUUAUAAAUUUAUCUGAUUCUUCAUGGGUUCAAAAUUAUGGGAUAGAGCUUUUAAAAAGGCAAACAAUUGAUUUAAAUAAUAUUAUUUUAAGAUGUCAUGAAGAAGAUGAAUUGAUUAAAAAAGAAAUGAUUUCUGUUUUAAAUUUUUAUGAACUUCAAAUUAAUCACAUAAAUGAAGCUUGUAGAAUAAUCAUUACAAAAUUUCGACCUAGACUUUUUCUUGACAUGUUUAGAUUAAAAUUGUACUUUAAUUUUCUUCUUGAUUUAUUUACACCCUUUCUAUCUGAUCUUAAAUUUUCCAAAUUUGCUGUUGUUAAUGAACAUGAUUUUGUUAAUUUUGAAAAUAGUGAAGAUAUUUUAAGUAUAGACUCAGGUGAGGUAGAUGCCAAUAGUUCAAUGAUUGAAGAUGAGGAUGAUGAAGAUACUGAUGUUUAAUUUACAAUGUUGUUUUACUAUAACUUUUUGCUGCUGUAUUAGCUUAGUCAUAUUAGCCUUUUUAAAAUUAUAACCUAUUUUGUAGGUUAGAUCUGUAUUAUAUAUGGUUGGUUUUCUUACCCUACGUUAUAAAUACUUUUAAUGCAUGUAUGUGUUCUAGCCCAAAUGACAAUAGGUUGCUUUAACAGCCUACCAUUAUUUCAAUUAAAUAGUUUUUGUUAGUUUUUACACCAAUCAAUACAUUGUCUUGAUUGUAUAGAAUUUUUUUUAACACAUUAUCUUUGUUAAGUUUGAAACAUGCAUAAUGAUAAGCUCUUACCAGUCUUGAUGCAAUUUUUUAGUCUAACAGAGUAUGUACAAAUGAGUGUCAUAUGUGAUACAAAUUUAAUAACAAAAAAUUGUAUGCCCAACAAACUGUUUUUAUUUUAAUGAAGACCUACUUCCACUGCUGCUAUCAUAAUUAUAAUUUCCAUUUGAAUUUUAUGUUGCUGAUCUAUUAACUUCA